AUGAACUGCUGCGACAACUCCGGCGCGCGCAACCUCUACAUCAUCUCGGUCAAGGGCAUCGGCGCGCGCCUGAAUCGGCUGCCGGCCGGCGGAGUGGGCGACAUGGUGAUGGCGACCGUCAAGAAGGGAAAGCCGGAGCUCAGGAAGAAGGUCAUGCCCGCUGUUAUUGUGAGGCAGUCGAAGCCGUGGAGGAGGGCGGAUGGCGUGUAUCUGUACUUUGAGGACAACGCUGGUGUGAUCGUGAACCCGAAGGGCGAGAUGAAGGGCUCGGCAAUCACAGGACCGGUGGGCAAGGAGGCGGCAGAGCUGUGGCCGCGUAUCGCGAGCAACUCUGGUGUCGUGAUGUGA
Coniosporium apollinis CBS 100218 is the source of this 348-nucleotide messenger RNA. RefSeq names its product 60S ribosomal protein L23. Gene Ontology annotation, molecular function: structural constituent of ribosome; large ribosomal subunit rRNA binding. The transcript has 2 exons. Gene Ontology annotation, cellular component: ribosome; cytosolic large ribosomal subunit. Gene Ontology annotation, biological process: translation. The coding region runs from base 1 to 348 and encodes 115 amino acids. NCBI's taxonomy places the organism in Eukaryota, Fungi, Ascomycota, Dothideomycetes. The record is from RefSeq and is a predicted model, not a curated record.